AUAUAUUCAAUAAUCUUCAAUCUUCAAUAUCCCCAAGUAUUGAGCUUCCUGUCCGUGCAGCCUCGGAGCUACGCCUCUCAUCUCUUCCCUCCUCCCGACCCAGCUUUGCGCAGCUUACUCCGGACCUCCCUUUCCGAUCCUUCGUAGUCUCGCCUUGACUGAAAUCUCCUCUGCUAUCUCUCUGCUUGACAGUGUCCGGUCGCUUCAUCGCCCUACCUACUACCCUUGCCUCCCCCGGCUCAUCCUUCCCUUUUAACUUUUCUCGCCUGCCUGCCCGUUCUUGGCGAGAUCUCACGACUCAAAGCCGCCGCAUCCUGUGGUGAACCAGCUGCAGAAAAGCCCUCGAAUUCACAUUGCCCACGCGGUUGUCGGGUAUCUGCAAGGUUGAUAUACUGGUGAUUGGAAAUUUGCGCUCUCCCCGGCGCUAGGAAGCCAAGACAUUCCAACGCCCAGGGGCACCUUUUCUCGGCGUCACGCUUGCAACCUCUGUUGUUCGUGCGAUCACUCUGCGCCCCCUCGUUCCUAGCUUGGCAAUUAUCCUAGCCUUGCAGUGAUGGGUCAAUCGCAUUCCAAGGGCAACGCCAGCUCCGGCGACCCGUUGCAGUCGUACCCGUCCUUUUCGAAAUCUGACACCAAAGAAUCCCUUCGCUCGUUCCGCGGCUCCAUUCGCUCGAAAAUCCCCGGUGCCCGCAGCACCGACAGCCCUCGUGGCUCAACAACUGCCCUCUCCCGAACCGAAAGUCAAGGUGACAAGUCCGACGCGGGGUCAGUUAGAUCUGCCAGCAGUCGACCUGGCUCCGUCGCUGGCCUCUCGUCUCCAGGCUCUGAGAAUGUCUCGCGCACUGGCACGCCGGAGCCUCCACCAUCGCCGUCGCUGUCCUCCAGCCUCAAGCGCGGCCAUAAGGAUGUGAAUGCGAUGCAGCAGAGUGGCGAGGUGGACCAUGUGUCCGACGGUCCUCCGUCUGGCGGUCCACCUGUUGGAACUGCGUUGAAGGCGGGUGAAUCGAUCUUGAUCAAGCGAGAAAAUCAACUCAACCCUAUCUUGGAUUUCAUUCUCAACGCCCCGCUCGAGACUUCCGGGUCUCCCGGCAUGGGCAUGGGCGCAUUGAAGUCGAUCGACUUGGAUGACAUGAUCUCGAGACUGUUGGAUGCUGGUUAUUCCGCCAAGGUCACCAAGACCGUUUGUCUCAAGAAUGCUGAGAUUACUGCCAUUUGCUCUGCCGCUCGGGAGCUCUUCCUUUCCCAGCCGGCCCUUUUGGAGCUGUCUGCUCCGGUCAAGAUCGUUGGUGAUGUCCACGGUCAGUAUACCGAUCUGAUUCGCCUCUUUGAGAUGUGCGGUUUCCCACCGGCGUCAAACUACCUCUUCCUGGGCGAUUACGUCGACCGGGGCAAGCAGAGUCUGGAGACGAUCCUCCUGCUGAUGUGUUAUAAGCUCAAGUACCCGGAGAACUUCUUCUUGCUCCGCGGCAACCAUGAGUGUGCUAACGUCACGCGGGUGUAUGGUUUCUAUGACGAGUGUAAGCGACGUUGCAAUAUCAAGAUCUGGAAGGGCUUUAUCGAUACCUUCAACUGUCUUCCCAUUGCCGCCAUUGUGGCCGGUAAGAUCUUCUGUGUGCACGGUGGAUUGUCACCCAGUCUGUCGCAUAUGGACGAUAUUAGGGGUAUUGCCCGGCCGACCGAUGUUCCUGAUUAUGGUCUACUGAAUGAUCUCCUGUGGAGUGAUCCGGCGGAUAUGGAGGAAGAUUGGGAGCCGAACGAACGUGGUGUUAGUUAUUGCUUCGGCAAAAAGGUGAUCAUGAACUUUUUGCAACGCCAUGAUUUUGAUUUGGUGUGUCGUGCCCACAUGGUGGUCGAGGAUGGGUAUGAGUUUUAUCAGGAUCGGAUCCUGGUGACCGUCUUUUCAGCGCCCAACUACUGCGGCGAGUUCGACAAUUGGGGUGCUAUCAUGUCAGUCUCUGGCGAGCUCCUCUGCAGUUUCGAGCUCUUGAAGCCUUUGGAUUCGACCGCCUUGAAGAAUCACAUCAAGAAGGGCCGCAAUAAGCGAAACAGCAUGCUGAGCAGUCCUCCGGCACUGCCCUCCGCUCAGAGUUUCUAGUUUGGAUGAUCGACAACCUACGAGUCCCGAUCUCGGGAUCCGAUAUAUGCUACCCUCGCCCUUGGCGCACACCCAUCUGCAGAACCCGACAGAAAUUGAAACCCGAUCUUCACCUACCCCCCUCAUCAGCCGGAUGGUUGCAGCUUCGUUGCUGGAGUGUGGCUGAAGACUGAAAUAACUUACGCUGGGAUCUGCCAGGAUUUUUCUCCAUCGAGGGUCCUCUCCAGACUUUUAUGUCUUUUUCUGACCCACAAGAUUAGUCGUGUCAAAUGUCUGUCGUGCCAAAUCGUGGCCACCCUCCGAUAACCUGGUUCGAUUCAUGCCGAAACGGCCCAGACUCUAUUCCACGCGCAGGCGGAUCCCAUUUAUGACCAGACAUGCAGAGGAAAGCAGGCCUGGGGUUGCUAUUCUUCUGGGCCAAGGCCUUGCCUUCACCCCGCUCGUUAGGCUCGUGCCUUUGGGCAUGUAUGCCGCUGAUCAGGUACAGACAUGAACGCGGCCCCGAUAUCGCUGGGUAGCUCUACUCUUCCCGCGUCUGGCCGAUUUCCUCUGCCUUUAUGUAUCUACUCUCUUUUCUCUAUUCUCUUAGAAAUUGGUGUUUGGAGGGGGUCGGUUAUCCUUAUCCAAUCUAAGUUGUUAUCCGGUGGCGCUAGUCUUGCAUUGAUUUUUUAGCUGCUUUGCUUGAACAAUUCAAG
Molecule: messenger RNA, 2790 nt
Organism: Penicillium subrubescens
Lineage: Eukaryota; Fungi; Ascomycota; Eurotiomycetes; Eurotiales; Aspergillaceae
Gene: phzA
Product: putative serine/threonine protein phosphatase
Exons: 4
Coding region: 554-2095 (513 amino acids)
Cellular component (GO): nucleus; cytoplasm
Molecular function (GO): protein serine/threonine phosphatase activity
Source: RefSeq, a predicted model, not a curated record